AUGUCUCAACAAUCAAUUCAACAAUCAAUGGCUAGUUUAUUACACGGAAGGACAUUAAGACCCAGAGGGCCAACUCCGGGACCCUCAAUAGUUACGACGCAAGAGAUAACACAAGAAAGCAACAAUACAUUAGAGAAAAUUGAUGAGAUUCAAGUAGAUGGAGGUGUUGAUACUCAAAUUCAAACGAUGGAUCAAUUGAACGAGAAAGAGAUAAGUGUAAAAGAAAAGAAGGGAAAAGGGAAAGGUACAAAGCAAAACACCAAGAAUUCGAAGACUCAAAAGGAGGAAGCGAAACCUACGGGUAUCGAACUAGAGGCACAAGGAAGAGAAGAUCCACAAAGAAGAGGAGUUCUUAUGAAUGAAAGUGACGUUCAAGUCAACGAACAAAUCAACGAAUGUCAGCAAAAUGAAAAUGGUUCCAACGAAGUCGGAAAUAUGACUGUGGGUUUCGGUAAGUUAAAUUCCUUACUAUUUCUAAUUUCCUCAUAUUCUCCUUCAUUAUCUCCACCAUCCAACCCAAAGAACUACCUCUGCAAAAAUGAGGAGUCAGGAAAAGCGGCCACGUUAUAG
Messenger RNA from Melampsora larici-populina 98AG31, 570 nucleotides. RefSeq lists its product as uncharacterized. NCBI's taxonomy places the organism in Eukaryota, Fungi, Basidiomycota, Pucciniomycetes, Pucciniales, Melampsoraceae. The record is from RefSeq and is a predicted model, not a curated record. The transcript has a single exon. The coding region runs from base 1 to 570 and encodes 189 amino acids.